Molecule: messenger RNA, 873 nt
Organism: Camellia sinensis
Lineage: Eukaryota; Viridiplantae; Streptophyta; Magnoliopsida; Ericales; Theaceae
Source: RefSeq, a predicted model, not a curated record
AUGGAAUCGAUCAAUGUGGUUGAAGAUGACACAGGUUCCCCUAUUGCAUCUCUAAAUGAGGAAGAAAAUGUUGAUCCAAGAAUUUUGGAUACCGAAACACAAUAUCAAGAAGAAGCACAAGACCAAGCUCAAGAAGGCGAAUCAGCACAAUCACUAUGGACUAGUCACGCACCGUGGUGGCAUGCCGACGGGGAGAUUCCGGCCUGUGGGAUCGUCCAUUGGACCAUAGAGUCUUGCCAUAUCAGACUGGACCACCCACUCAUUACUGCUCUCGUCGAGAGAUGGCGCACAGAGACUCAUACAUUUCAUUUCCCGACCGGUGAGGCCACCGUCACAUUGCAGGACGUAUCUGUCCUAUACGGUCUACGGAUUGAUGGGCGAGCAGUUACUGGACUUGACCCAUCAUUGACGACGGAGCAGUGGAUAGCGCUAUGUGCUGAGCUAUUGGGAGUAGCACCUACACUUGCAGACUUACAGGCAGGUAGAGUGAGGGUGAGGUGGCUGUCGGAGCAUUUUCAGGGCGAUUUUCCAGAUGAUGCUGCAGAUGAGUUAGUACAGCAGCAUGCGCGAGCAUAUAUUCUGUGGCUUAUUGGGGGUGUACUUCUCCUUGAUAAGUCACAGAACCUGCUCAAGCUGAUGUAUUUGCCACUGUUGAGAGACAUUGACGUCAUCGGCCAGUACAGCUGGGGCGCCGCGGCUUUGGCAUGCUUGUAUAGGAUGUUAUGUCGAGCCACUCAGGUGGGUGUGACUCAGAUCGGAGGACCCCUUGUCUUGCUACAGAUUUGGGCAUGUGAGAGAUUGAUUCGCAUUGCCCCGUCUAGGCGGCAAGUGGUUGCUCUUGGUGAGCUUUCCAUCGGCCAGGGAGACAUAUAG